AUGUGGUGUUAUGUGGGGAAGGCGACCAAGAUCUUCAUCUUCCUCCUCACGGCGUUCGUCGUCAUCGGCCUCGUCUUGGGAUUCGGGCUAAUCCGCCACUCCAUCCGGAAGGCCCACAACUGCUCCGGCGAUUCCUGCCCCCAGACCACCACCACCAGUCCCACUCCCAAUCCCAUUCCCAUUCCUAGCCAGUACCCACCUCCCAAUCCAAAUCCGGCGCCCAACCAGUACCCACCUCCAUACCCAAAUUCUAACCGCUACCCACCUCCCAUCAACAACCUCAACCCACCGCCUCCGGCGCCCACCACGGCGGCGCCGCCCUCCUACAGCCCGCCGAGCCCGCCGUUCACUCCGGCUCCAAGUGCGCACUGA
Messenger RNA from Malania oleifera, 372 nucleotides. RefSeq lists its product as uncharacterized. The record is from RefSeq and is a predicted model, not a curated record. The coding region runs from base 1 to 372 and encodes 123 amino acids. NCBI's taxonomy places the organism in Eukaryota, Viridiplantae, Streptophyta, Magnoliopsida, Santalales, Ximeniaceae. The transcript has a single exon.